UUCUGCCCCGGGGCUGGAGGCGGGGCCGCCACCCUGGGGCCAGUCCAGUCGGGACUGACCGCCGGGGAUUGGGGCUGAGUUCCAGGCCAGCAGCCCCAGUCCAGGUCGCGUCGCCUCGCUGCACCCCGAAGCCGGCGCCGGGAGCGGGUCUUGUGUGCUCGCCGUGCCCCUGGGCGAGCUGGGCUCCCGGGGCCAGGAGGCCCGGCACCGCUGAUCGCCUGAAGAGACUCGCUGGUUGUGGUCGCCGCCAGGGAUAUUUCUUCAUCUUGAAGAUAAAGCAAAAAUCUUUUUCUGAAACAGAUGGAUUUUUGUCACUUCCUGUGAACUAAGACGAUUCAAUGUCUCUUUUGGAUUGUUUCUGCACUUCACGAACACAAGUUGAAUCACUCAGACCUGAAAAACAAUCUGAGACCAGUAUCCCUCAACACUUGGUUGAUGAGCCACCCUUUUCCCGGUUGCCUUCAUCCACUAGAGCCAAGGAUGUGGUAUGUUCCACCAAUGUUUCUCACUAUGAACUCCAAGUGGAAAUUGGAAGAGGAUUUGACAACUUGACUUCUGUCCAUCUUGCCCGGCAUACUCCUACAGGAACACUGGUGACUAUAAAAAUUACAAAUCUGGAAAACUGCACUGAUGAACGCCUGAAAGCUUUACAGAAAGCAGUGAUUCUGUCCCACUUUUUCCGGCACUCCAAUAUUACAUCUUAUUGGACCGUUUUCACUGUUGGGAGCUGGCUUUGGGUUAUUUCUCCAUUUAUGGCCUAUGGUUCAGCAAGUCAACUCUUGAAGACUUACUUUCCUGAAGGAAUGAGUGAAACCUUAAUCAGAAACAUUCUCUUUGGAGCAGUGAGAGGGUUGAGCUAUCUGCACCAAAAUGGCUGCAUUCACAGGAGUGUUAAAGCCAGCCAUAUCCUCAUUUCUGGUGAUGGCCUAGUGACCCUCUCUGGCCUGUCCCACCUGCAUAGUUUGGUUAAGCAUGGACAGAGGCAUAGGGCUGUGUUUGAUUUCCCACAGUUCAGCACAUCAGUGCAGCCGUGGCUGAGCCCAGAACUACUGAGACAGGAUUUACAUGGAUAUAAUGUAAAGUCAGAUAUUUACAGUGUUGGGAUUACAGCAUGUGAAUUGGCCAGUGGGAAGGUACCAUUCCAGGACAUGCAUAGGACUCAGAUGUUAUUACAGAAACUGAAAGGUCCGCCUUACAGUCCAUUGGAUGUUAGUAUCUUCCCUCAGUCAGAAUCCAGAAUGAAGAAUUCCCGAUCAGGUGGAGACUCUGGGAUUGGAGAAAGUGUACUAGUCUCCAGUGGAACUCGAACAGUAAAUAGUGACAGAUUGCAAACUCCAUCCUCAAAAACUUUCUCUCCUGCAUUCUUUAGCUUGGUAAAGCUCUGUUUGCAACAAGAUCCUGAGAAAAGACCAUCUGCAAGCAGUUUAUUGUCCCAUGUGUUCUUCAGACAGAUGAAAGAAGAAACCCAGGACUCAAUACUUACACUGUUGCCUCCUAAACCAUCAGUAGCACUGUCUCCAGUGUCACCUUGGACUGAGCCGGAAUGUGAUUUUCCUGAUGAAAAAGACUCAAACUGGGAAUUCUAGGGCUGCCAAAUCCUGUAUGUCCUAGAUACUUGACACUUUCUCCCUGCUGCUUUUCUUCUGUAUUGCUAGGUACAAAAAACUAGAAUUAUACUUGAAAAUACCAUUGUUGCACUGGAGAAUCUAUUGUUUAAAACCACUCUGUUCAAAGGAGCAUGAGUUUAUAGCCUCUUUGGUUAACUCAGAGUUCUAUUUUAACUCCAGGAAAACGUCAGAAUUAUGAAUCUAGUUACAUUUAGUGUCAUUUGUUCUCCCCCAAGCUGUGACUAAUUCCUCUUCUUGAUCUUUGAGCCAUUUAAUUUUUUCAGCAUUUUGUUGUCCUCAGAGGACAGUGCUUCCAAGUACAUUUUUUACUUCCAGAUUCUCUAGCCUUUUUGAUCAGCCUAUUAUUAGACCAACAGGCUAGUUUAUCCUGGCAUCAAAACCUUUUGGUACUAGGGAAAAGGUUUAUACUUCCCCCAUUUUAUUCUGUUAAUACUUAUGGUAAUACCAAACUGAGCCUCAUUCACAUUAAAUGAUAAGGAAGUUGUCAUUUGCUUUUUUUUUUUUUUUUCAUUUUUAAGAGGCUAAAGUGACACUUUUCUACUUAUGUAAAUUAUAAAUCCUAAAUUCAUGCACCCUGUGGGAGCUCAAUAAAGAUUUAUUAAAUUGA
Molecule: messenger RNA, 2235 nt
Organism: Suricata suricatta (meerkat)
Lineage: Eukaryota; Metazoa; Chordata; Mammalia; Carnivora; Herpestidae
Gene: STRADB
Product: STE20 related adaptor beta
Exons: 12
Coding region: 339-1586 (415 amino acids)
Biological process (GO): protein phosphorylation
Molecular function (GO): protein serine/threonine kinase activator activity; ATP binding; protein kinase activity
Source: RefSeq, a predicted model, not a curated record